GUUCGGACGUGAGGUAGGUUUCGUUUCAGCCACGAAUAAAUCCGGUUUUUUUUUCUGUGCUUCAAACCACACACCUUUCUAGACAAGAAUGUUUGAAGCAACGCGUUAGAACCAAAUACGGGGGACGACCUCUUUUAGAAGGAGAGGUUCUGCGGGAUAGUGAGUCGCGACAAUUGCCGGUGGAAUUAACGGUGCUGUCAGAUCCUUUCGAAUUGAAAACAUGAAUCGUCGCGUUUCGCUGUAAUCGUUGUGUUGGCCGUUCAAGUGCCUGCCAUCGUCAUCAUGUGAUGUAUUUAUAGAUAUUCUCGGCUCUUUUAGUACGUGUGUUGUGUGCUUGUUAUAGACGAUGGUGAGUUAAACAUUUCCUUUCGAACGUCUCGUGGACCCCUGGAAAUUGAUUCAAAGAAAAAAGUGAAAAAACACUGAAAAACUGCUAGGUGGUAUCCUGAACCAGCUGCUGCCGAGUACCGGCUCCCCAAUCAUCUACCAAGAUGUAACCUGUUCAGCUGAUGAACGAACCUCGAGAAAAGCGCAACAACAACAAGAUCGAUUGCAGUGUGAACAAAUUAUGACGUCAAAAACAACGGCCACCAUCUCGACUGUUUCGACAUGUAGUGGUGGCCACCAUCGUACUUCCUCUGUGGAAAACACCGGAAAUUCAAUCGUCAACUCCAUCACCAGCUGCUUGGCAUCCUCGAGUGAAGCUACUGCCAAAUCAGCCUCCGCUUGUGAUGAUGAAGAUCUGUACAACACGCUUUUCACCAAGAAGCUGCCCUCGGACAGUAUCUUGAAUAGUACGCUCCUGGAUUGCGCCGACGACUAUUGCGGAGGUCUUGUGAAUGGAGCCAACGAUACACCGGAUCUUAGUUCCCUGCCCAUUUCCGUAUCCUUCCGACCCAGUGAUUCAAGCUUUGGCUUCCAGAAUACGUACGCCGUGCUGGAACGGCAGCUCGCAAGCAAAACACAGGUUGCCCAGCAACUGCGUGAGUUCCUGGAGUACAACGAAAUCUACAAAUCGCCAGCAUUCUGCGAAGCGUCACCGCGUGAUUAUAGUGCAAAUUACUUAAGAAGAAUCAGUGAGGAAAGCAUUUCCUCCCGUCAUUCAUCUUCCACACAGGAAGAUGCCGAUAAGCCUAGUUUCCUAGAGUUAGAGCUUGAAGCUUCGAGUAGAUUGCGAAAAAUUAAGGAACGCUUCGGAAGUACUAGUAACUUGUUAGCUGAUGCUGAUGCUACGGAUACGUUGGAGUCUCCAUUGGUUGAAGCGCUGUACGGUAUUAGCGCGGAAAGUUUGAAACAGGCAGGAGCGGACAAAUUUCAUCCCAACCCGGAGGUGUUUCUGACAACGGAAACUGCAACCGACGGGCAGAAAGCGGGUCAAUCCGGCGAGCAUCCGGAGUAUAUCUAUCACGUGGCGAAGGGCAGUGAUGGGCGGAUGUAUCUUAAAGUGGUGCGGAGUUUGCUGCUCGAUAAAGUUCUAUGCGGUAAUCGUGUUAGCCAAAUGACCCGUGCAUACGAUGAUAUCGAUGCCGUAACACGACUGCUGGAGGAAAAGGAGAAGGACUUAGAACUGACGGUGCAGAUCGGGAAGGAACUGUUGACACAGAAUACGGCCCUAGAGAAUCGCGUUGCCGAACUGGAGCAGGAGCUGAAAAGUACGAACGAAAACCUAGCGCAGCUCGCCCACGAGCUGCACCAGAAGAACGAACUGAUCGGAAUACUGACCAACGAUGCGGACGACAGUAGCGAGAAUGUCACACCUACCACGUCCAAAUCGGUGAACUUGGAGCUGUUGCAGCGCAAGGUCAAAUCGCUCGAGGACGAAAACAAAUCGCUGCGAUGUGAAGCUGCUCAGUUGGUCAAGGAGACGGACGAGUGUGAGGAGCAGGAGCGCAAACUGAUGGCCGACAUCGCCAAUCAGCUGAACACGGCUAACAGCGAGUUCGAUGGAUUAAAUCUAGAACUCGAAAGACUGAAGGAAGAAAACCGUCUGCAGCAUGAGCAGAUCGUCAGCCUCACCUCGCGGCUUGCGGAGGCGGAGAUUCGGCUGCAUCAGCUCACCACGGAGAACGAGGAAGCGUCCUCACUGCUCAGUAUUACCAAAGAAAAUCAAAAUCUGUUGGCCGGUGAGUUGUCGGAGUUUAAAACACGCUACCAGGAGGUUCUGAACUUGCUGCAUGAAACCCAAGAGCAGUUGCGACGCCAAAGAAAACGUUCGCAGCCGAUGGCGCGAAGUACGCUGAUACCAGGCCUGGGUAUACCGGCACCGGAUUCCCUCCAGUCGGAGCUGAUGGAGACGUCUCUCUACUCGGAGCACAGUCUGGACUCGGGUAUAGCUUCCGAGCGAGGUGGAGCCCUUCAGCCGUCGUACAAAAAGAUAUUCGAAACGGUUCGUUCAGCGGCUCGUGCCAACCCGGGUGGCUUCAGUGAUACAUUCUCCCAACUUGGUUCGAUGACGAUGAGCUCCUCUUCGCAGCCGCGAAUGGCACCGUAUGUAUUUCCUGGAGGGGGAACCACCACAGCACACUCCUACAAGAGUGGUUCCUCUAUUUACAGCACAAUGUACGAAAAUUCGCUCGGUGGUCGAACGUAUUCUCGUGAAAGUUUGGUAUCGGAGUCGGAGGAAAACUAUCCGGGACCAGCACAAGCGGGUGUUCCAGGUGCUCCCGGUGCCAAAGAUCUAGAAGCUGCUCUGAAACGACUGACGCCGGCCGAAGUGCUGGCCCGCAGAGCAAUGCUUCAGCAUGCACCGGCCGGAACGUACAGCUACGAUGAUCAGCCGAGCGGUAUACCGCUAGGCUGUCGCACACCAGAUAGUAUCAUGUCCACCGGUUCAUCUGGCUUGUCCGGUGUGUCUUCAAACCAGUGGCGACUGCCGGAGAAAUUACAGAUCGUUAAGCCAAUCGAAGGAUCCCAAACAUUGCAUCACUGGUCCCGCCUAGCAACACCAACACUGAGUGGCCUACUGGAGGAACGGCCUGGCGUCACGAUUCGUGGCGGACGUGGAUUAGACGAACUCGGCCUACAAACUUAUUCGCUGUCAGACGUCGAAGAAGACGCCGAUGAGCACCCAGGCAAGCGCUUCCAAACUUUCGGUUGUACCUACACAUACACCAAUAGCACUGUGAUGCACCCCGAUGACGGCACGACGGCGGUCACCUUUAGUCUUCCACCGUCGCAAAUGUCCUCACAAAUGCCAUCGGAGUGCCCCUCGCGGCAACCCUCGACACCAUCAACUCCGCGCACUGGUCUGUCUAGGCGAAAUUCCUGCUCGACCUUCUCCGUUAACUUGGGUUUGGCAUCGAUGCUGAACGAGCGAGGCAUCAAAGCGGUUACGCCCAGUGCGUUGAAUACACCCGCCGGACCGAACUUUUCACCGACCGUUACGCCUUGCAAUAGUCCUGAGGGUUCACCAACGCGUCCCAUGUCACCGGAAGUGCCACUGCUGGGUGGACUGCUCGCAUCUGGAGCCGACAUUCUUCGGAAGCGGUUUGCCGGUGAGGUUGAACGUCCCUCGCGGCUAACUGCGCGCAAUAAGCUUGCACUUACACGGCUGGAGAAAAAGGCACUUCGAUCGAUCAAAAUUAUGGAAAAGGUCGAAAGCAUGGGAAUGGACAAUUUCAUGCCCCACGCUGGGCACGGAAUCAGUCCGCUUGCGCUGCACGGUUCAUCUGCACUGUACACAUCGACGGUUCGUGGCCGCACCUCCAGCCCGAUGGCCCAGUUAACCAGUCUGAAGCAUCUGCAGGAUAGCCGACUUAAUAAGCAUCAUCACCAACAGCAGCAGCAGCAAUCACAAGAGGGGCUAUUGAUCGAUAAGGAAACGAUUCGAGCGGUGCUAAGCAAGGGUCUAUCCCACGACAGUUUGAAAAAUAUUUCGUCUGGUUCAAGCGAUGCGUCCGGUUCUUCGGCGUCGUCCACUUCGGGUGUAUUCGGCGACAGUGAUAGUGGUUCUUCAAUCAGCGUGGCAAGACCCACGGCCAUGACGAAAUCAACUACGGCAAAACAGGAGUCGCAAAAACAACAACAACCAUCCCCAACAACGGCGGCUCGACUGAAGCAAAUGCAGCGACAAAAAAGCCGUCGGAAUCUGCUGAACGGUGCUAACGGAUCACAGCGGCCCGAUCUGGGUACGGUAAACGGCUCCAGUCGACCGACCGUUCGACCGGAUCUCGGUACGGUUGCUGCUAGUGCUACUAACAAUAAGUCGAAGAGCAGUAGCAACAAAAAUGAGCCGACUGCUCACACGCAACCGAUCGCCGCACCGGCGGAACAGAGCCGCUCGCUGGGGCAGAGUGUGUACGGUACGAUCAGCUCGCUACUGUUUGGACGCAAGGGAGGACUCCUGUAAGAACAAAUGCUUUCUUUUCUUUUUUCUUUAGUAUCUAACAACACCAACACUCACUCCCCCCUUUAAGAAAGUUAUUUCUUUGUGAAAAAGGAAAGUUUUGUCUGUUUUAAGAUUAUUUAAGAUCAUUCGUUUUACGGCUUUAUUGGUUUUGCUCCCAGUUUAUAUUUUUUUCUGUUUUGCUUUAUCCAUCACUACUAUUGACUACGUAACAUUUACUGAAAUGUAAAUGAUAUAAGUAUGAAUUCGAAAAUUCUUUCAAUAUAAUUUGUAUAUGUGUUUAUACACGAAUAACAAUUAUCGUUCCUUUGCAUAGUUAAGCUUUUCGGGUCCAUCAAAUCGUUUCUGAAACCUACUUGUUUCGUAAUGAGUUAUUAAAUUUGAUCCUAUUCCGAUUCGUAUCGUAACACUCCGUUUGAAAAUUAUAUUUCAGAGUUACAAGUUCAUACACCUUUUGGGCACAUCACUAUUUCGAAACUAAUUAUUUUAAAAUAAUUGGACAGGCAGAUUUCUGAAAAAAAGAUUCUAACAUCAUUUAAUUUUUGCAGUUACUAAUUUAAAUUUUCAAUCAAUUUAUUUGCUGGCAUUUGUUACAGUCAAUACCACGCCAUUUACGAACCGGUGACAAAAAAUCGACAAAGAAUUACUUGCGGUGUGCACGUUGUAGUUUCUUUUUCAAGCUUUGCUUCAAGUUAAUAAAAUAUUUAGAAAGCAUCCCUCGACCGGGAAUACAUACGAUGAUAGGCUCAACAUUAGUAGUAUUUUUUGAGAAGAACGAUCCACGGUAAUAACCGUGUACCCAAAAAUAAAUCACUUGACAUAAUAUUGCUUGAAGACAAAAGUCUUAGAAUAGUGAAAUUUUCCCUAAAGACAAUUUUCUGCUUUUCGUGCGUUCAUUUGUUGGACAAUUUUUUGUUAAUUCUACUUUCUAAUAUUUUGAAAAAAAAAAAAAUGUUCCCGGAAAAGAUUUAUUUUUCAAGUUAAAUUUACUUAGAGUUGAACCUUUUUCUCCAUGCAAUUACAUUAGAUUUAUUGAACACUUCGUGAAGUAUUAAUGAAUUCCCUCUUGUCUUGACUUGAUAGCUAGAGGUUAUGCUAAAUGCUUUUAUACCGAAAAUACGGUUGAUGGAACAAAAUUACGCCCAUCUGAAUAACAUUCCAGUGGUUAAAUAGUGAGCUUAAUUGCCAUCUACAGCUAUUAUAAUUUUACCGUACGCCCACUCAUACGGAAUUUACUUUGCAUUUCUACCCUGAAUACUGCCUUAUUAGCGCAUUCAUUUUACUUUACAUUUUAUUUAAGUUUUACGUGCAUAACCAAUGUAGUUCUUUGUCGAAAGUUCACCGUCUGCCGUUUUAAACAAAAUGGAAAAUCAACCGUUGGUACUAAAUUGAAAAUUCAUCUACAAUCCGCAGCGAAAGAGACUGUUAUAAAAAACAGUUUGUUGCUUUUUAUCGAUUGAAAUAGUGUAACUCGAUUGUCACCAGUUCCGAGCCUUUCCCGCGAUGUGAAAGACUCGUGCAAGCAAGAGGAAGUGACAUUCGAAGACCGACCCCCCAGUGGAUCGUUUCGUUCAUAUUAAUUUAACCAAACACCCAUUUUUUUUUAUCGCAGCUUAUCUUACUUUUCUUUUCCAAGAAGAUUAUUCUAAGAUACGUACAUUGUUAUCAUUGCCCGUCCCCCGUUCAGUAUCAGUUUAGCUCUGGGAGAGGUUUCGUUGUUCCUAAUGUCACCUAAUAACGGUGUAUUUCUUGAGUAAUCCACCCUUUUAGUAGCUAAUGUAACGAGAACUAGACUGCUUUCGUGUAGAGAUUAUAGUUAGCGCAGAGAUUUAUUUUUCUUAUCCUUUAUACGGUUUACUAUCCUCUAAAUAUAUAGCUACAUUCUUUAUGAUAUUGUUUAGGUGCUAUGAAAAUACAUGCAAGCUAUUGUGGAUUUAAGUUCACGUGAAGUAAGAUCCACGACAGACUGUACUGUUUUAUCGGUAAACUUAAGCUUGCCGCCAAUUCACCAACGAAAACGAUUUUUUUCCUGCACCACUGUUUCCUUUAGAAAAAGAUUAUACAAUGAAAAAAGUAGCGAACUGCGGUUUCUGCUAAACAACAGAACGAAAAGAAUGUUGCUGUAAAUAGGUGUAACGAACUUAAAACAUAUAUUGAUUAUUAUGUAUUGCAAAAUAGGAAUCACAAAAUAUGCAAAAAGGUAAAAAGCUGCUGUAGAUAAUUAUUUAAUUAGGUAAAUCAAGCAAGAGGAUACUAGUUGCUGUAGUGUAACAAUAAAGUAUUUAUUUUUAUACAAAAAAAAAGAACCCAAAGGUGACUAAAAUUUUGAUUGUUACGGAUAACAGAAAAAAAAUCAUUAAAUCCUUACAACGCAAAACUAUAUAUAUUUAAUAUACUAUAAACGCCUUUCUUUGUUGCACCACAGUAACUAUCCUCUCGGUCAGAGCUGAUAUAGAAAAUGAUCGAAAUCUUUACUGCUUAUAAUUUCACGCAAGAAAAAAAAGCACGGUUGAACAGACAAAAACAUUGUCCCUUAAAAAGUGUCAAACCAUGAUCGCAUUACACACACACAUUUACAGAAAAAAAAAAAACAAUAACAUCUAGAGCAAAUGCAACUAACACAAAAAAAAUCACAGUUGCAGCGUAAAAAUGAGCAAAAAAAAUACAGAAAAAUGAUAAUUUUGUUGUAGUAUGAGUACAGUGAUUAAGGUACGCCGUCGUUCUCUUGAAACUGACAGACCGGAAACCGAGUGAUGAUGUGUGAUGCACAGAAAAACAGAAGUAAAUAACGUAAGAAAGUCGGUCUGUUUGGACGCGAGACACGGAGAUAAAACAAUGUUGGUUAAUUGUAUUACUAGAAUGUUAAAAACCAGAUUUUUUCUGCAGGAAAAAGAAAUAAUUAAUAAAAUAAGGUUGAAAAAUUA
This is a messenger RNA of Wyeomyia smithii (pitcher-plant mosquito), 7269 nucleotides long. It is a transcript of the gene milt, whose product is annotated as trafficking kinesin-binding protein milt. NCBI's taxonomy places the organism in Eukaryota, Metazoa, Arthropoda, Insecta, Diptera, Culicidae. The coding region runs from base 569 to 4348 and encodes 1259 amino acids. The record is from RefSeq and is a predicted model, not a curated record. The transcript is spliced from 6 exons.